ACUUGAAAAACGGAGGGACUGUCAGGCGUGGGGUAAUGGGAAAAAUCCGAGUUAAAGGCUUAUAUCUCACACUGAUAUUUCCCAUUAUCUUAAACCGGAAAAUGGACCUGCAGUUCUUCAUAAAGAUGUCAAUUUUAACUGUAACACAAACUUCAAAAAUCACCUUGAACAAAAUUGUCGGAUAUACAAUAAAAAAAAUGAAUAAGCGAGUACCCUUUACCGCCUGAAGGUGAACCUUGGGAGUGUCUGUAUGACGUGUAGUUCAUAUGGGUAGGUUGUCUCCUGUAAAUGCAGGGCAGGGAGUGGAUGUCCUUCUCAUUCUUGUACAAGCAUGCUUAACCACUUUCAAAUGGCAUUUCAUGGGCAACAACAGCUGACCCUGAUAGCAUAAAAAUAGGAACAUACUCUUUCAUUAUGAAAUGCAGCUCUAUUUUUCUGUCCUGACAGGAACAUGAAGGUUGUCUUAUAGUUAGGUUGAUCUGGAGAUUGUAAUGACAGGUCAUAGCAAAAGCACUUGCUAUUAAUUGCAAUAUAAUUUAUUUUGUACUUAAUUAUUUCAAAGACAGGAUUCAGCUGCAAAAUUGUACAGAUACGGUUUCCCCUUCGGUGAGGAAGUUGGUUACUUUGCAUGGCGCACAUUAUUGUUGGUCCAAGGGCGCAGCGCAGUCAUUUUAAUGGGUGAUAUAUUAUAAGUGACCUAAUGCUGUGACGUUCGAGACGUUUCCACUCAUUAACAGCGAAAACUGCAAAGCCGUCGCAUGUUGCAUUGGUCUGGAGUUGAACUUCGUGUUAGUGACUCGAGCAAGAAAAAGAGAGAGAGAGAGGGAACAGAAAGGGACAGAUAAAAAGGAGAAAGAGGGAACUUGUAGUGAGAAGAUCGCCUUCGGAAGACACAACACUUCAAGCUGGGAUUAUACACGGAAAAGCAACGUUUUAUCUACUCAUUUUAAGAGCGCUUAUUUCUUAAUGAUGUAGCAAAAGCUUUGAUCAUGGGAAAAUGAAGGACUCUUCCCUGUAUCGGUGAUCAUGCUCUCCUCAGAGGUAAAAUGCAGUAAGAGGCCGCUAAGGGAAGCCUCAGUGUAACUAUUUCCUCAAUUGCAAAAUAAACCACCAUUAUCGCAUCGCAAAUCUUAAACUAAAGGAACUAGGAGCGAGCGGCGGAAACUCCCAAAGCCGUAUGACAGUGCCCACAUCUCCGUGAUGUCCGGCUCCAAUUUAACUCCACCUCCUCCCGUGUCUCUGGUCGAAGAGGAGGAAGAUGAGGAAGAGCCAGGAUCCAUGACAACUAACGGUGAUCGGAGAGACUCCUGUGCCUCUACGGGAGUCAGAGAAAGUAAUGACAGCCCUGCUGGACAGUGGUUCAGGGUUGGCGUCCGCGCAUCCCAGCCUCUCUCAGUCCGCAGGUUGAGAUUACAGCGGCAGAAGGAGGUAAGCGACCCCGGUUGGGAUGCCUCGGAGAAGGGAUCGCUCACUACAUCUAUGCGCAAAAAAUACCUAAAGGAGUUGUUCUUGAGUAAUAAUCUGAGUAGUGGUUUCGGAAGCAUCUUAGAGUCACCCAGAGACUCCGUCGCUCCCUCUUCCAAAGAGUGGGACAGCCUCCCAUCCGACACCACUGAAGAGGGCAACAGCGGCACCUCGUUCUGGGCUCUGGAUCCCACAGAGCACGCUUGGAUGAUCUCAGUGGUGGACGGCAAUUACGACACCAUCAUGAAUUACCUUUCGGAGGAUUUCAGCCUGCUGACCAAAAAAGACUUCAUCAGCGGCUUUACCGCUAUUCACUGGUUAGCUAAGUACGGCAAGUACGAGACCCUUGUGAAGCUCCUGAGAUAUGCUGAGAAAGAGGGCUCUCCGGUCAACGUGAACCUGAAAGCGGGUGGCGGCUUCACACCCCUCCACAUAGCUGCGAUGCACGGGCAGAACAUGGUCAUUAAGCUCCUGGUGGGAGCCUUCGGCGCUGAUGUGGAGGCCAUGGACUACAGCGGCAGACGAGCUUGGCAGUACCUGAAGGGAAGCUCUUCGGUGGAAAUAAGGGAGCUGCUGGGUGCGGCAGAGUCUUUCUUUGAGACAGUCGGGUACCAAAAUGCCAACAACAAUAGUUCAUGUGCCACAAAUCUCACCAGAAUGGAGCCCCCCGCCGACAAAGUGCAGACAGACUCCUUUUUCAGGACUCAUGACUGGUGGAGGUUUGGCUCUUUGAAGAAGCUGUUUGCCCCAAUACUGCAUAUUGGCAACAGUAUCCGCGGUUCAACUCAGAGUAAUGAAAAUGUCGAUUUUAAGUCAUGCUCUGACUAAUCAAUCAAUAUGUAUAUGUUUAAAAAAGGAUGUCAGCAAAUGUUUCUUGAAAAAAAGGGACAAUUAUGUUGCUUGAUUUUAAAUGACUUAAAUGAAGGGAGUAAUAAAUGUUGGGAAAAUAUUUAAUCAAAAGCAAAAAUUUAAUCUAAGCACAUCCUAUUUAUAACCUGACCUCCUGCCUUUUUCAUUUUACAUGCGUCUUGUGUUUAAACUUGCACAUUUCCCACCAUAGCAAAGGGGAGAAUGUUUCUCCACGUUUGAGCGAGGCGUUACUCAGGACAAAUUUUGGAAUACGUGAGAAGACAUUGCAUUUCGACUGGUACUGCUGUUGUCUGCAUAAAUUGGAAGUUCCAUUAAAUUAAGAAUUAUCCUCUUUGAAAUAUAUUCCUCAAUUAAUAAAGUAUUAAGACAAAACUAA
This is a messenger RNA of Brienomyrus brachyistius, 2710 nucleotides long. RefSeq names its product sosondowah ankyrin repeat domain family d (gene sowahd). The record is from RefSeq and is a predicted model, not a curated record. NCBI's taxonomy places the organism in Eukaryota, Metazoa, Chordata, Actinopteri, Osteoglossiformes, Mormyridae. Bases 1201 to 2292 code for a protein of 363 amino acids. Gene Ontology annotation, molecular function: protein binding. The transcript has 2 exons.